Molecule: messenger RNA, 3424 nt
Organism: Aegilops tauschii subsp. strangulata
Lineage: Eukaryota; Viridiplantae; Streptophyta; Magnoliopsida; Poales; Poaceae
Molecular function (GO): protein binding
Source: RefSeq, a predicted model, not a curated record
AGUAGUAGAGAUUUUAGUCUUUCCGAUGAUGCACGUUUAUUAAAAGGCGACGUCCCGUCGACUGUGAAGGGUCACUGUAGCGACUUCGUCAAUCUUAAAAUAUCGUGCCGACGUAGUUCUUUGCUUAAAAAGGCCUAUAUAUUGUCUACGUGUUGCAGUUGCAAUAGGGCGCAUGUAUGCAAUCAUAAUGAUUUAUUUGGUUAUUCUUGAUGUGAAUACAUAUUAAAAAAAUGAAGGCGAGAUACAUGCGCCCUUCAUUAAUGAGACACUCAUUGAGGCCACAAAACUCUAACAUCAGAGGCACCCCCAUCUCCCAGCGCCAAUAUGACAACCGAAGGUGAGAAGACAAAAAGAAGCACUAGCGCCAGCUGUUGUUCUUCCUCAUACCCCAAUUUCUCUCCAAUGAAUUAUGGUUGACGACAUCGGUUUGUUGGCAUCCAAGCCUAAACUAGGUCAUAUCAUAUAGGCCCAAUGUGGAGCCUAUGCUAUUAUCUCAAAUUGAACAGGUAAAUAGAUUUCUGAAUGAGUUACGUAAGAGGAUGAAGCCAAGUCCCCUUAUACCCUGGGCGACACAUGUGUUACAAUGGGCGGGACAAAAGUCCAAGCAGAGCCCAUGUAGGCCCAAUGUUGUGCCCAUGCUGAAAAGAACGAGGUUUCUCUUUCUUUUUCUCCAUCCGAACAUUUCAAAAAAAAAAAAAUUCUAACCGCACGAUGGAGGAGUCCGCAACAACAAGGCAGAUCAACAAAGCUAAGCUAAGUAUAUGUAUGGUAUGAAACGCAAGUUGAUCCUGGGGCCACAAAUUUCCUCACCAGAAUUAGGCAUAUGCAUGCCCACUAAACAAGUUAUAUAAGUACUCCUAAUCUCUAAUUAGCUGUAAGAUAUAUACUCAAUCGCGGUCCAGUCGUAGCUACCUAUAAAUUAAAUAUCCACCUCUUCGAUUCGAAGGCAACUUUGAUACGCUGCUUGUCACUGAUGACCUUUUGAUCAUGACAGUAAGGUCAUCUGUGACACGCAGAGCAUUAAAGAUGGGUGUUUCGUUCUCCAAUUUGUCUGUCACGUUCGCAUUUCCUUUCGAAUACAUCAAGGUAUACCUGCAUCAUAUUCUUGGCGGUUUUCGGUCCUGAGGGAGCUCUGUAUGCAGAAUCGGUGCCCAUAUCAUGAGGGGCGUCCCUAGAUGCAUAAGAGCAUCAUGAGGGGCGUCUCCGAAUUUUGUUUAUUUAUUUAUUUUUCGCACGUGUUUUCGGCUUUUUAAACGGUUUUUUCGACUUUUUGGUUUUUCAUCGGUCUUCCUUAGCUUUUGGACAAAAAAAAUUUUGGGCAAAAAAACACAUCUUUUUUCUUUCGCAAGAGGCACGGCCAUGCCUCUUAGAAAAAAAUAAUAUUUUUUGUUUUUCUUUCUUUCGAGAUGCAUGGUUGUGCUUUCGCGAGAGGCGCGGUCGUGCCUCUCGGAAACGAAAAAAAAUGUUUUUUUGUUUUUUUUUCUUUCGCGAGAGGAACGGCCGUGCCUCUUUCGAGAAGGAAAAAAACGUGCUUUCGGUUCGGUUUUUUUUGUUUUGUCUUUUUUUGAAAAAAAAUCGUCAAAACCUAUCAACAUAAGGUCUAUUUUUGAAUAUCUCAACGCGAGGAAUCCAAUGAUGAAAAUAAAACGUUUUGAAUAAAUGCAUGUAUGAAAAAAAAGUAAAAACUCACAGGUUGCGACAAGUGGCACGCUUACAAUGCGCCACUUGUCGCAACCCGAGGAGGUGGGAGUGAUCUUUAAAAGAAGUACUCCUUAAUUAAUGAUUUCGGACGAAGUCAAAAGAGUCAAAUGAGGCAUCAACCAAUGGAAUAGUGCCAUUCCCUUUUCCCCCUACAUGCCGACUUGAUUAACUAAGCGGCCUUGCCUGGGCCUGGAGGCGCAGCACGUGGGCCGACAUGGCACGGCCCGCUUACUAAUCGUGGCCUGGGCCAAUAAGCAUGGGCCGGGCCGGCCCGUUUGGCCAGCUCUGCAACACUUCCCUCCACGAAUCAAUACACUAGAGUGUCCGCCCUCAUUCUCAAAAAAAAAAAAAGAAGAAGAAGAAGAAGACCAGAGCAGUGUCCGCCACCCUCCUCUCGCUCCCGCCGCCAUGGAUAUGGAUGGAUGAGCUUGCUUCUCCCCCAGAAACUCCAUCCCCCCCACGCGUAUCUCGCUCUAUCGGAAUCCCCGUCCCGGUGGCUUCCCGUCGACCCAACCCUCGUCCACAUGCAUUGAAUUGACCUCGUCCGCUCUCCGCUGACCUCCCAAGGAUUCACUCUGCUAGCACACGAGAGUGAGGACAGCCCACCGCGCGUUCGUCUCCAUGAGCGGUGGCGGCGGUUGCUCGGGGGCGGCCUCGUCGGAGGGCCUCUCCGGGGAUGGCGGGGGCACCGCGUGGCGGCGCAUCUACGACCGGGUCGAGGAGCUCGCCGCCGACCGCGCGCGCGUGGAGGCCCUCAACAAGACCCAGCGCGAGCUGUCGGAUGCCCGCCUCCUCCAGGCCAAGGAGAGCAGGAAGAGGUGGAAGGCGGCCUACAUUGACCGCCUACUUCCGGGUGCUAAUCAGAAGCUCGUCGGCUAGAAUCGAAGGAAGCACUGAAUUUCUGUCAAGUUAUAUAUGUUGCUGCUGAUAUCAUUACCGUUCCGUGUGUACAAUGUACAACUCCGACAGAAUGACGCAGAUUCCAGGGAUUGUGUAGAUCUGGUAGGCGCCGAUAACUCAGUACCAACGCCCAAGGAAGCUACCGGUCAAAACAAUGCUGAUCAGGUGGAUAUACCAGGAGAUUUAACAGCAGAGCUAAGGAAAUUAAAGCACGCUUACGAGACCCUGAGCUCAAACAGGGAAAAGGAAGCUUCUGCACAACUUGCGGUAAAGGAUUUUCUGUGGAACCAGUUGAGGACAAUGGACAGGGAUCACAUGGCGCUUCUUCGGAUAAAAGAAGUGGAGGCGGCACAAGCUACUGAAGCAGCACAAAAGCGUCAGCAGAGCAUAGAGGAGCUGCAAGUGGCGGCUCGGAAGAAGGAUGAUGAGAUUGCCAGGUUGAGAGCACAAGUAGUUGUUGCAGAAAACAAGGUUACUAGUCAAAAGCGCAGGCGACUGGGAUGUACGUUCAAGAUCUUUGUGAAGAUCCCGACCCUCGAUGGCAAGACCAUCGCGCUCGAGGUUUCUGAUUCAGAUACGAUCUUCAGUGUGAAGGCUAAGAUUCAAGACAAAGAGGGCAUCCCUGCUGGCCAGCAGAGACUCAUGUACAUAAAUACACUGCUGGUGGGCAGCUGCGCUCUCAAGGACCAGAACAUCCAGAUCCAGGAGGAGGACAUUCUUGACCUUGUUAUCCGAGGUAUGCAUAUCUUCGUGAAGGUGCGCGCUGGCAAGAGCGCCGUCGAGACCGUCACUCUUGAGGUUGAGAGCUCGGACACUCUUCAGA